AUGUCCGAUGGAAAUGAUAGCAACGCCAAUAACAAAAAAGAAGAAGAUGAAAAUGUCAAUGAUCAAGAAGAAGAAGAAGAUGACGCCAAUGACCAAGAAGAAGAAGAUGAUGACGUCAAUGAUCAAGAAGAAGAAGAUGAUGACACCAAUGAUCAAGAAGAAGAAGAUGAUGACGUCAAUGAUCAAGAAGAAGAAGAUGAUGACGACGCCGGUAAGAUUUCAUCAACAUUGUCGAUAGAAGAAUCAGAUGAAUAUCUUAAUACUGAAAACGAUAAUAGUGCCAGUCAAAAUGACCACACUAAUCCUCAAUUGGUGACUACUCAAGAUAUUCGGUCAUUCUGCAGGAAAUACAAGAAUAUAAAUGGAAUAGGAGCUCCUAUUUUCAAAUAUGGAGCUAUGACGGGUCUGACCCAAGGAUUUAUCGAUGACAACUACAUUGAUUAUACUGAAGACAUAACAUUCAACCGUCAGACUAAAAAGGAGUUCACUAAAAGAAUUCCACACAUACUUACCGUUAAUUGGUUACCCAAAUCCAAGACAGACGACAAAAAUGAUAGUGAUGUGUACUUUACCAGAGAUGGUGACUCUGGCAGUCUUUAUUUCGUGUUGUCUUUCAAAUUUGACUUCAUUCCAGUAGCGAUGCAUCUUGCAGGUAGCACGAGCAACAGAAAAUCGUACGGUAUCCUACUCAAUUCGAUAUUCGAUGAAGUAAACAAAACAGAACGGAAAUUGUACAUGUGCUCUACGUACAAUUGUGAGUAGAUAUUCUUACUAAUAUUUUCUUUAGUUCUUUAAUGCAUUUCUUCUCUAUCAAAACCCUAACCACAAGUUUCCCAGUGAAUUAAAUUACCGAUUUGAAAAGUAUUUGCUAACGUGGUAGCUAAAAUUGAAAUUCAUAUUUUGACAGACUCUUCAAGUUUUAGGGUAGACCUCCAGUGAAACAAAUCUAAACACUUAAGACUAUUUUUGUUCCAUCUGUUUAAGGCAAGAUAUUUUACGUACUGCAAGCGAAUCUGAGACAGCGCAUAAUUUAUCUCUCUGUCAAACCGAUGUGAAAACUUGGUCUAGAAUUUUUAGGCGACCGUACCAUGAAACGACGCAAACAAGGUAGCUGAUAGAGGACACAAUCAUCUGCAAUGGCUCUCAACUAGAAAAUACAACGAAAAAAUAGCAAA
Molecule: messenger RNA, 1175 nt
Organism: Rotaria sp. Silwood2
Lineage: Eukaryota; Metazoa; Rotifera; Eurotatoria; Philodinida; Philodinidae
Source: the annotation of a GenBank genome assembly